UCUUCGCCUUCUUUCCAAUCAACCAUAAACAAGAGGACAUCGUCGAUCAGCUGGUUCUACAUCAUGAUGGGCCUCUCAACAGUUCUCACGACCACCCUUCUGGCCUUGCGCCUCUUCUCCCUCGACGCCCUCGCGGCUCCCACGCCCGACCCCGUCGCCGCUCCCCAGGCUUCUAACUCGCCCGUUGCUGCCGCUGGGAACUACUGGGUCGCCUCGAUCGAGAGAAGCGGUGUCUCUGCCUUUGGCGAUCCCAACUACAAGAUCUUCCGUAAUGUAAAGGACUUUGGCGCGAAGGGUGAUGGCGCGACCGAUGACACCGUCGCCAUCCAGGCCGCCAUGGACGAGAAGGGCAACCGUUGCGGUUUCGGAUGCGACUCCUCGACUACUACUCCCGCCUUGGUUUACUUCCCUGCUGGCACCUACGUCGUCAGCAAGCCGAUCGCCAUGAAGUACUACACCCACAUGGUUGGAGAUGCCACCAGCCUUCCCACCAUCAAGGCCGCUGCCAGCUUCACUGGUAUGGCUGUUAUUGACGCCAACCCGUACGACGACCAGGGCAACAACCAGCACACUAACCAGAACAACUUCUGGAAGCUCGUCAAGAACUUCAACGUCGACCUCACUGCCAUGCCCGUCACCUCUGGCGCUGGUAUUCACUGGCAGGUUGCUCAGGCUACUUCUCUGCAGAACAUCGUCUUCAACAUGCGCACCGACGGCGGAGACAGCAACGUCCAGCAGGGUAUCUUCAUCGACAACGGCUCCGGCGGCUUCAUGACCAACUUGACCUUCAACGGCGGCAAGUACGGCAUGUUCGUUGGUUCUCAGCAGUUUACCACCCGCGCUCUGACCUUCAACAACUGCAAGACUGCCGUCUACAUGAACUGGAACUGGCUCUGGACCCUCCAGGACCUCACCAUCAACAACUGCGGCGUCGGUGUUGACAUGUCCAACGGCGGUGCCACUGCCCAGACCGUCGGCUCCGUUCUCCUCCUCGACAGUGUCAUCAGCAACACCCCCGUCGGUGUCCUGACUGCCUACAACCCCGCCUCCACCUCCACCAACGGCAGCUUGAUCCUCGACAACGUCGACAUGACCACCAACGUUCCCGCCGCCGUCCAGAUCGUCGACACCAAGGCCAACGUCCUUGCCGGCAACCAGAAGAUCGCCUCCUUCAUCCAGGGCCGCACCUACACCGGCGCCACCGGCAACGGCAAGGCUGUCCAGAGCGCCCAGGACGCCAUCACCAAGCCUGCCGUUCUCCUCGGCUCCAACGGCAAGGUCGUCACCCGCAGCAAGCCUCAGUACGAGACCGCCGCCGUCAGCCAGUUCCUCAGCGCCAAGGCCAACGGCUGCAAGGGAGACGGCAAGACCGACGACACGGCCGCCAUCCAGGCUCUGUUCAACAAGGCCGGCCCCAACGACAUUGUCUACUUUGACCACGGUGCCUACAUCAUCUCCAACACCAUCGAGGUGCCCAAGGACAUCAAGAUCACCGGCGAGGUCUGGCCUCUUCUGAUGGCCAACGGCGAGGCGUUCAAGGACCAGGCCAACCCCAAGGUCAUGCUCAGAGUCGGAAAGCCUGGCGAUGUCGGCACCUUCGAGAUGAGCGACAUCAUCGUCCAGACGCAGGGUCCCCAGGCCGGCGCCAUCCUCAUGGAGUACAACAUCGCCGGCUCCAGCCCUGGUGCCGCCGGUCUCUGGGACGUCCACUUCCGUAUCGGUGGCAGCCAGGGCACCCAGCUCCAGUCCGACAAGUGCGCCAAGAACCCCAACGUCACCCACGCCGCCAACCCCGAGUGCAUCGGCGCCUACAUGCUCACCCACAUCACCGCCGAGUCCUCCGGCUACUUUGAGAACGUCUGGUGGUGGGUUGCUGACCACGAGCUCGACCUUGCCAACAAGGGUCAGCAGAUCGACAUCUACAACGGCCGCGGCGUCCUCACCGAGUCCACCAAGGGAACCUGGUUCUGGGGAACCGCCUCCGAGCACUCCGUCCUGUACAACUACCAGUUCAACAACGCCUCCAACGUCUACAUGGCGCACAUCCAGACCGAGACGGCGUACAUGCAGGGUAACCCCGACGCCAAGACGCCCUUCACCGUCAACAACGCCAUCCUGGACCCCAACUUCGAGACCUUCUGCACCGGCCAGAGCGACAAGUGCGCGCGCACCUGGGGCGUCCGCGCCAUCAACUCCAAGGACAUCCUCAUCUACGGCGCCGGCCUGUACAGCUUCUUCAACAACUACGACCAGGUCUGCGUCGGCCAGAACAACUGCCAGGACCACAUGGUCUCGCUCGAGAACAGCGACGUCAAGUUCUUCGGCCUCAGCACCAAGGCCUCGGUCAACAUGGUCACCGUCAACGGCAAGGGCGCCGCCCUCGACAGCGACAACCGCAACAACUUCUGCGCCACCGCGAGCGAUGAGACGACCGCAUGGGACGACCUCAAGACGAAGCGUGGGUUCCGCAUGGAUACCCGCAAUGCGAUCGAGCCUGAGAAGACGUGCCUUGCCGGGAAGAGGACCGAUAUGGCUUACGACUUUCACUUCAUCUAG
Colletotrichum gloeosporioides is the source of this 2556-nucleotide messenger RNA. RefSeq names its product putative glucan endo-1 3-beta-glucosidase. Lineage: Eukaryota; Fungi; Ascomycota; Sordariomycetes; Glomerellales; Glomerellaceae. Gene Ontology annotation, molecular function: polygalacturonase activity. The transcript has 4 exons. The record is from RefSeq and is a predicted model, not a curated record. The annotation marks the transcript as partial.